CCGAUCUCAGCUCUAUUCUCGACCAGACCCGUCUGUUCCGAAUCUUGCCAAAUUUUAUUUAGCCUCGGUGGCUACGCGAGCUUUGCAAUCAUCGAAGCGGACAACCCCGACAUUGGACUCAUUUGCUGUAUUGCUAUAUUGCUAUUGGGAUGGUUGAGAUAUCAAGCUGCCAGGUUACUGUUGAAAUAGGCCAGCAUAUAGAUAAGGGAGAUCAACUUGGUAUGUUCCAUUUUGAAGGCUCAGCUUAUUGCUUGGUGCUUGAGCCUCAUGUGAGACUUGCCUUUAUUAUGAAGCCGGCCACAACCAAUAACCUUCAGGGGGGUUCCAAGCUUAACAAUCCCUUGGCAAUAGUUAUGAAUGAUCAAACGGAUUGAGGAUAAUCUUAACUAUAU
Molecule: messenger RNA, 392 nt
Organism: Aspergillus alliaceus
Lineage: Eukaryota; Fungi; Ascomycota; Eurotiomycetes; Eurotiales; Aspergillaceae
Exons: 1
Coding region: 150-374 (74 amino acids)
Biological process (GO): phospholipid biosynthetic process
Molecular function (GO): phosphatidylserine decarboxylase activity
Source: RefSeq, a predicted model, not a curated record